Messenger RNA from Atta colombica, 546 nucleotides. RefSeq lists its product as uncharacterized. NCBI's taxonomy places the organism in Eukaryota, Metazoa, Arthropoda, Insecta, Hymenoptera, Formicidae. Bases 1 to 546 code for a protein of 181 amino acids. The record is from RefSeq and is a predicted model, not a curated record. The transcript has 2 exons.
AUGACUCAAGAAACAUCGACAUGGCUGAAUUUAUGCUUUGUAGAGAAGAUCCUGCGAAAUUCGGAAAGUGAUAAUUCGAUCCAAGUAACUAAUAUAUAUUCGGAACCAGCUACAAGCAAGGGUGACAAUUACACUAGCGACAUAAUCAGAAUAAUUGCCGACUUUUCUUGUAAUCAAGGUGGCUUUAAGAAUACAAAGAGGAAAUCAAUCAUCAUUAAAAAAAUCUCACCUAUACUCGAAGGUAAUCGAAAGAAACUUGUCACACAAUCAGGUUACUUUCACAAUGAGGCAUUGAUGAUGUCAGACACCUUGGAUAAAAUGAAUAAGUUAUUAGGACCAAACUAUCGCUUGAGUGGGAAAAUUCUCUACGUGCAAAAUGAAAAUCCAACGCUUUUAGUGAUCGAAGAUCUUGCGCAUCUAGGUUUUCGAAUGGCCGAGCGUUCGUUUGGUUUUGAUCUAUCCCAUUCCGUAUUGGCACUUCGUGGACUAGCCAGGUUUCAUGCAGCCUCUGUAGCCCUAUGCGAGAGGAUAAAUCACCACAUAUGA